AUGUCAGAUUUUGUUGGUUUUGUUCAAGCAACAAUUGCGGUUGUUCAUUUUCAGGAACUAUCUCUCCUCAGGGAAGCAGAUCUUUCAAAGAAAACCUUGCUGGCUAGAUAUAAUAUCUGCAAUAACUUAAGAAAGGUAGACACUUUACUCCACACGUCCAUUGAACUAAGAGGGACAGACAGACCUGGUUUAUUGUCUGAAGUGUGUGCUGUUUUUGCUGACCUUCACUGGAAUGUGGCGAAUACUGCAAUCUGGACACGUAAUGCUAGGGCUGCAGCUGUGGUACAUGUUGUGGACGACGUUACAGAUUGUGCAAUUGAAGACCCAAAGCGUCUUGCUGCAAUCAAGAAACUUCUUCGUAACGUCCUCUACGGAAAUAAUGAUUUGAAGACUGCUCAAAUGACACUUUCAUCUCCAGGGUUCACACAUAGGGAGAGAAAAUUACACCAAAUAAUGUUUGCUGAUAGGGACUAUAUAAAAGUUAGAAGGGCAGAACAGGGCAAAGUUGAGGAUUUGAAGUCUGGGCCUUGUAUGACUAUUUAUGAUUGUAGCGAAAAGGAUUAUAAUGUGAUCACUAUGAGGUCAAGGGAUCGACCUAAGCUGUUGUUUGAUAUUGUCUGCUCUCUGACUGACAUGCAGUAUGUGGUCUUUCACGGAGUUGUUCACACAGGGAAAUGGAAGCUUAUCAGAAUUCUACAUUCGACAUAUUGACGGGCUUCCAGCUGAGCGAGAACGUGUUAUUCUUUGCCUUGAAGUAGCUAUUGAUCGAGAAGAACCUCUUUGCCUUGAAGUAGCUAUUGAUCGAGAAGAACCUCUGAGGGUCCGGAGCUAGAAUUAUGUACAGAAGAUCGGCUAGGAUUCCUAUCAGAUAUCACUAGGAUAUUCAGGGAAAAUAGUUUGUGUGCUGAAAGAGCAGAAAUCUCAAUAGAAGGGGGUAAGCCAAAGGUUAUCUUUUCUUUCACGGAUGUGACGGGGAAUCCAAUGGACCAAAAAACAGUUGACUCAAUUCGUGAGCAAGUUGACUCAAUUCCAGUCUUACACUUUUAAGUGGUUGCAUGUAAGACUGGAAAGCUUUGUAGAUAUUGUUUUCUAACAUAAUUUAAUUCAUGGAAAUAAACUUCAACCACAAAUAAAAAUACGAAGAAACAACAAUUUAUUGAUAAACAAUGUGGUUACAAAUUUGUUCCUUCCUUGAUUCUUCUCUCGAUGUUCUCCGUAAUUCGAGUAUUUCUCGAACUUUGAAAGAUCUUUUUAUGACUAUUCUAUGAUUUUGUGGGGGUAUUGGACAUCUCGAUCUUUUUACGAAUAUCCAAUGAGAUAUUCAAGAUGUACGAAUAUCCAAUGAGAUAUUCAAGAUGCCUGUUUCAGGAAUAUGUCACUCUUUAAAUUGGCGAAAUUCAGGGUAAAGUAGCCUUCAAGAACUCUAACAGAAUUUGAAUUUUUUUUAAAGACUCACAAAUUUUAGAUGUCUACAGAUAUGUCCGAUACCACUCACUCUGCAGAUUCCAAACAACAAGAGGUGUAGAUGGAUAUCCUACCGAUUGGUGAAGAACUCUUAGUAAAAUACGUAAAUAGUAACCAUUAGAUAGUUAGACCAUAUAGUUGGUGAUUUAGUAUCAAGAGUUAUCGAUGAAACUCUGAAACAUCAGUAGUAGCAGAUUUUGCCAAGGGGUCUUUGUAAAUACAUGGAUGCAUGAUACAAGUGGAUGUGCAUAUAUACUCCGGACAGUGUUCUUCUAAGAAAGAAAAAAGGAACCAAACUGUGUAAUAGAAUAUGACCUGUACAGAUAUUUUUACUGUGAAGAAAACAAACGUAUUGAAUUGACGAGUUUUUACUUUUUCUUCACUCUUUUGAAGUGUGAAAUUUCUUUCUCUCUUGCUGUUUUAUUGUAGUCAGAG
This is a messenger RNA of Capsicum annuum, 1899 nucleotides long. RefSeq names its product ACT domain-containing protein ACR6-like. The record is from RefSeq and is a predicted model, not a curated record. The coding region runs from base 1 to 711 and encodes 236 amino acids. The transcript has 5 exons. NCBI's taxonomy places the organism in Eukaryota, Viridiplantae, Streptophyta, Magnoliopsida, Solanales, Solanaceae.